Messenger RNA from Musa acuminata subsp. malaccensis (wild Malaysian banana), 4708 nucleotides. Lineage: Eukaryota; Viridiplantae; Streptophyta; Magnoliopsida; Zingiberales; Musaceae. The record is from RefSeq and is a predicted model, not a curated record.
GGUUUUGACGUUCGCCCGAGCCGGGACGGUUUGAGACGAUUGAUCGAGGGGUUUAGGAAGUAGGAGUGAUGGAGAGGGCGAUCGAAAUCCGAAGCCUCGAUGGCCGAUCGAUCACUGUCUCGAUCUCCUCCGACAGUUCCAUCGGCGACUUGAAGGCUAUGCUGAAGGAAUCGUCGUUCCUUCCGGCGAAGAAAUCCCCCCGUUUCCACCUUUUUUUCAAGGGUUCCAAGUUGAGCUUAGAUGGUCGCGUGGACGACUAUCCGGUCGAGCACGGUGAGUUUAUGGUUCUUGUCCCGUUUAUCAAGAAAUCUGGGCAGAUCCCAGUGGAAAAUGGUCCACCCGUGCGUAGCCCACCUAAUCGUCCUCUCGAUAGCGUGCCAUCACCUGCCGCGGACAUGGCCUGGCGUGAUAUUAUGAAUGAUCUGUCGUCUUUAUCAGGCAUAACUAAAGACGAGAUAACUCGGAGCGGGCCUUCUAAUUAUCUAUCCAGUAAGAAAGGGGAGACGUCAGUGGGUGAAAGGUGUAGGAAGACUUCGAUGAAAAGAACAUGCAAGCGAAAAUUGGAUGACAGUCAUGUACUUCUUCGAGACCUGUUAUGUUCUGAUGAAAAAAAUAUCUUUGAUCAACUGAUGAGUGAUAGAAUUCGAUGCAUCGUGGAAUCGGUAUGCUGUUUAUGUAAUGCUGAUUCAGGUAGUUGUUUGUUGUUUGAAGAAUACUUCAGAUCGACCAGUAUGUCGCAGCAUUGUGUAUGCCCUUCCUGGCUGAAGAGAGUACUGAAGAACUUUACAUUCAUAAAUAUUCUGUGUGCUCUUUUUCAAAUUCAAAAGAAAUUCUUGACUUGGAAAUGCAUAGACGAAGCACUGAAGCAGCCUGGGACAUUUGGACUGGAAAACACUUGUGGGUCAGAUGUUGAAAAUCUUUCGCUACUUUGUCCACUGGUAGUACUACCAAUUGCUUUGUUUGUGGUGAUAACUCUUUGCGAGCAACGAAGAAUUCUGAACAAGUUGGACUCUGCCAUUCUCAUAUGCAACUCCAUAAAUGGUCAACAUGAAGUGACAAAUACAUCUAACAAAGAAGCUUCUACUUCCUCAGUUAUUCGUGCAUUUGACCGAAGGAAUUAUAAUUUCAUUUCAGAGUUAUGGAAAGCUAUAAAGUGCUGCAUGGAUAGAAAACUGGCAAGCAGCAUAUCUCUACUGCUGCCUCUGGAAGAUAUUAUUUUGAUGAAGGACAUCAUUGCUCUUUCAGAAAGUAGCGACACAUUGUUAUUCAGGAAAAAAACAUCAUUAUGCUCGAGCACACAUAUUAUGGAACCUGCUGAAAUGGUUGAACAUCUCAGGGAAGGCAUUGGAAAACAAGGACAGAUAGUACAUGUGGAACAAAUAGAUGCCAAAGAAGCUGCAUAUGUCGAGCUCCCAACUGAUCUAACAGAAGCUCUAAAGUUGAUACUUAAAGGGCUUGGAAUAACAAGGUUAUACAGCCACCAGGCUGAAGCUAUACGUGCCUCUCUAUCUGGGAAGCAUGUUGUUGUGGCAACAUCAACUUCCAGUGGAAAAUCUCUGUGCUAUAAUAUGCCAGUUCUUGAAGCACUGUCUAAGAACACAUCAUCAUGUGCUCUCUACAUAUUUCCCACAAAGGCUUUAGCUCAAGAUCAACUGAGAACUCUACUGAAAAUGAUAAGUGGCUUGGAUAUUGGCCUAGAAAUUGGUGUUUAUGAUGGAGAUACAUCUAAAGAAAACCGUAAAUUGAUAAGAGAUGGUGCUAGAUUGUUGAUUACCAAUCCGGAUAUGUUGCACAUGUCUAUCUUGCCAUUUCAUAGGCAAUUUCAGCGGAUUUUAUCAAACCUCAGGUAUAUUGUGAUUGAUGAAACUCAUGCAUACAAAGGUGCAUUUGGUUGUCACACUGCUCUCAUACUAAGGAGAUUGUGCAGGAUUUGUUCUCAUGUGUAUGGCAGUGAUCCAUCCUUCAUAUUUUGUACUGCAACAUCGGCAAAUCCACGUGAACAUGCCAUGGUGCUUAGCAACUUGCAGACACUAGAGCUGAUUCAAAAUGAUGGAAGUCCUUGUGGUCCAAAGUAUUUUAUUUUAUGGAAUCCUCCGUUGAAUUUGGGGCAAAAGACAUCAAGCAGAAGUACCAUUAAAAAACCUGUUAAGAGAGAAAAGGCAUCAAGCAGGAGGAACAAUAAGCAACCUGUUCAGUCUUCUAUAGAAUCGAGACGUUCAAGUCCCAUUCUUGAGGUAUCUUAUCUCCUUGCGGAAAUGGUUCAACAUGGGCUACGCUGCAUUGCUUUUUGUAAGACUCGGAAACUGAGUGAAUUAGUUCUCUCUUACACGCGUGAAAUACUUCAGGCAACUGCAAAGGAUCUGGCUAAUUCAAUAUAUGUCUAUCGUGCUGGCUACUCUCCUCAGGAAAGGAGAAGAAUAGAGACCGAUCUUUUUGAGGGGAAAAUCCUGGGUGUUGCAGCAACCAAUGCACUUGAGCUUGGGAUCGAUAUAGGGCAUAUUGAUGCAACUUUACAUCUUGGCUUUCCUGGUAGCGUUGCUAGCUUGUGGCAGCAAGCUGGGAGAUCUGGCAGAAGAGCGAGGCCAUCACUGGCAGUUUAUGUUGCAUUUGAGGGGCCUUUGGAUCAGUAUUUCAUGAAGUUCCCUCAGAAGCUCUUUGGGAGCCCAAUCGAGCACUGCCAAGUUGAUGCAAAUAACCAGAAGGUGCUAGAACAACAUAUUGCCUGUGCUGCUUCUGAACUACCAUUGUGUCUGCAAUAUGAUGAAAAUUACUUUGGUUCUGGUCUUGGUUGUGCAAUUGUUGCUCUAAAGAACAAGGGGUAUUUAGGUACUGAUCCGUGUGUUUCUCCAAAGUUAUGGAAUUAUAUCGGACCUGAAAAAAGUCCUUCGCAUGCAGUUAGUAUACGGGCAGUUGAAACUAACAAAUACAAAGUGAUGGAGAAAAUAAGUAAUGAAGUGCUCGAGGAAAUUGAAGAAAGCACAGCCUUCUUCCAGGUAUAUGAGGGUGCUGUCUACAUGAAUCAAGGCAAUACAUAUUUGGUGAAAGAUUUAGAUUUAUCAGCAAAAGUUGGCUUCUGUCAGAAAGCUGAUUUAAACUAUUAUACCAAGACUCGAGAUUACACAGACAUCCAUGUUUCUGGAGGUGACCUUGCCUAUCCGCUGGUGAAGGAAUCUGGUUAUGUAAAGACAACUGCCCGAACAAAUGCUUGCAAAGUUACUACCAAAUGGUUUGGUUUUUAUCGGAUAUCGAGAACUAGUAACCAGAUACUUGAUACAGUUGAUCUUAAUCUACCUACAUUUUCCUACGAAUCACAGGCAGCUUGGAUACGUGUUCCUCAGUCAAUAAAGACUAUUUUGGAGGCAGAGAAUCUCCCUUUUCGUUCAGGCUUGCAUGCAGCCUCCCAUGCACUUCUGAAUGUCGUGCCCUUGUAUAUCAUGUGCAAUGCUACCGACUUGGCUACAGAAUGUGUGAAUCCCCAUGAAACACGUGCUUUUGCCGAACGAAUUUUGUUGUAUGAUCGACAUCCUGGUGGUAUUGGUAUUGCAGCACAGGUUCAGUUACUGUUUAGAGAACUCCUCACUGCUGCAUUGGAACUAAUUUCAACAUGCGGUUGCACGUCUACUUCUGGUUGUCCGAACUGUAUUCAAGUGCUUUCAUGUGGUGAGUACAAUGAAGUUAUACACAAGGAUGCUGCGGUUUUGAUUCUCAAGAGCGUCAUCAAAGCUGAGACAGCAUACUUUGAAGGCGGACAAGUUUCUUAGUCUUUUUUUCCUUUUGGAAACAUCAGGAGCAAUUUAGACGUGUCUUCGGUAAUAAUUUUAGAGAGAGAUCCAAUGCAGAAUGUGACGGCAACACACAAUCAGGGACUUGGAUAUUUAGAGUUGCAUGCUAAUGCUGAUAACAGAGGAUCUCCACAUGAUCUCCAGCAAAAUGGAGGUUCCUGUUGAUAAGUCUGUUACCUGAUUAAUGAUCUCGACGCAGGAGGGAGGCUUAAUGUUUGGCAUAAGCAGCACUCCCUACUUAACGAUCCCCCGACAAAGUGAACUUCUGCAGUGUUUUUUUUUUCUAAAUCAAAAUCAAUCAUCCUGGACAAUUUCUGGUUUUCUGGUGUGGAUUUGCGCCCCUACAGCACCCAUUCUGGCUCGUAGUGUAAGUGCUGCUGCUCCACCCGUUCUGGCUCGUAGUGCAAGUGCUGCUGCUCCAGGAACACAACUAUCGAUCCAUCAAUCAAAAGAAAGUUUCUCCGGUGCUGAUUCUGUACCCGAUGAACUUUUCCCACUUCAAAACGGCAUGAUGGCUCGGAAGCAAUCAAUCAGGUUGGUGUUUAGUGCUUUCCCAACCAAUGAAGUGGUGGUGGCCAUGAAAGAAGUUACCGUGCUGGCAUGAACUUGUUAUGAACCCUGGAGUGAGGAAACCUGUAGGCAUAGUGUAGCACUCACUUAAUAGUCAAACAGCAGACUUAUUUGGGGUUGAGUUGAUGACCAUAGGAUCUGUUCAUUCCUUCGUCUUCCUCUUUUUUUUCUCUCUCCUCUCCUACAAUUAUUCCUAAUCUAUCUCAUCUUAUUGGAAUCAGGUAGAAACAUGUAGAAAGUGUUGUGAAUAGGCAACAACAGCCUUGUUUUUAGUGGGAUGCAGACACAAAAGUCUCAGUGCUCUGCACUUGUUUUUAGAGGCAGACAUGUUCCAUCAAAUAAUAGAGAAGGUUGUU